ACCCUGGAAAAAAGCAAGCAGACCUCUCUAAGGAACCCCACUGCCUAGAUACCACGUACCCAUAAUCCUUGGUAUACUUGGCCUUGGCUGAUACCUCCAUCCCCCAGAUCCAUUUGGGUUUGCAUCAGACCUUUUGGAUUACAGAAUUUUUCUCCUAAGACGAUCAUUCUUAUUUGACUUGACAGAAAAAGUUGUUUUCCGAGGAGUCUUCUCUCCAUGUUACCCUUUGAGAUGACUGCCUGGAUGGCACAGGUGCUGUGCUUGGCCUGUGAACCAAGAAGAUGUGUUCUGCCCUACAGAAGCUGGUGACCCAGAGGAAGAAGAGACAAAUCUGGAUCGACCUUGCAUCCUUUCUCUGCUUUCCAAACAAAUCCGAAUGUUCGGACAUGAACUUGACAGUGUUCAUCUCACCGUUGCCCUGGAGACAUCUGGACACGUGCUCGGGGUUUCCAGUUCUGUCCAUCCUGCAUCGUGUGGUCCUAAGUCUUGGAUGGGCUCCCAUUGGUGAUCACAGGCACACACGUCUGUUAGGUCUGCGUAUGGUCUGUGGCUUUGCUGGCUUUGACCCUUUUAGGACCCAGGGUGCAGAGGCAGCAGCUGGAGAAUGUUCUUCCCAUCGUGGACGGCAGGAGCUCAAGAAAGGUUGCUUCCUUCGAGUUUUCCCUGUUAAGCUUCACCUUGGCGUGGUCCAUACGGAAGGCAGAAUCAACCCCACUCACAGGCCUCCACCAAGGCUGCUGCGGGUCUAUCAGCUUGUUCCCCGGGAGUUCAGGAGCCUCCUCAGACCUUCCCGAGGGUCCUCCAGCGAGUCCUCAGUCUCAGCUCUCACAGGUAUGAAGGGGAUCACAGGCUUUUACCUUUUUAAGCUUAUGAAGAAGGCAGCUCCUUUUCUUUACGUCAAGAAGUAGCGCGUCUUCUUAAAAGCCAACCAAUGACUUUGUGCGAGAUCCCGUCUGGACAGACAGUUCUGUAAAGAACCCACACAAAAGUCGGUUCUUUUGUAUCCAUUCCUGAUCUCCUGGUAAUGAAAACAGGUUUGGGCAAGAUCUCCCUCACAGGAUCUUACUAAUUCAGAAGCCCCUGGACUCAUGCCUUCAUCAUCUUCCAUACAGAUAUUAACUUUCAAAAUCCCUAAGCUGUAGCUUAUUCUGAGUCCCAUAGCCCAUUGCAUAUACUUUAGCAAUCAUAGGGGGCAAUAAAAAUGCUUUUGGUGUGAACCUAGCUUAGUGUGUUUGAAGCACCAUAUGAUGCAGGCGAGGUCCCUAAAAUAGAUGAGCGCAGACUCGUAUGCUUUCAGAGGGACCGUCCCUGUGGCUUGCUCUGUCGUUGGUAGAUAAAUGCAAUUUAACCUGCUUGAGCAUUUUUGACGUCCAGUUGAAGGGGCUUGGACUGUACAUAGCCUCGGAGCCUGGAACUUCCCCUGGGCUGGGAAUAUGGAAAACACAGCAGCUCCGUCAGAUCGUUUAACUUGUCUUGGGAUCCUGCUCUCAAUAUUGGUAGUCGUCUAACGUGACAUAUCUGCAAUUAAAGGGUGAUGUCAGUUGACACGAUGCCACAGAGGCCAGUUAAACACUGUUCCUUAGAACAUAAGAGCAGGAGUCAAUCCCGAAAACAUUGGUAGUGGUCCAGAGACUGAGUCACUUGGCCGUCUCAGAGCGUCUACGCUAGCUGGAGCAUGUCAGGAAGCCCAGGUUCCCUUCUCACCGUGGAAGCAGGAACGCAAGACGCAGGGAGAUGUACUUUGAAAAGAACGCCCUGCUCUGGGGGACCUGCUCUUUCUUUCCCUCACGACUCAGGUCUCAUCUUCUUUGUGGAUCUUAACCCCGGUACUGCAGCUCUCCGGCUGUGCUGGGCGGGAAAAAGAAAUACUGCACGUCCGCAUUAUUUCUUUACUCAGCGUGCUUUUAGGUGC
Messenger RNA from Sus scrofa (pig), 1912 nucleotides. Lineage: Eukaryota; Metazoa; Chordata; Mammalia; Artiodactyla; Suidae. The record is from RefSeq and is a predicted model, not a curated record.